CAUAUUUAUUGUCACUGUCAAGACGAUUUACUCCACAUUCACGUCGUUAUCUGCGUACUAAAUUUGUGUAUGUACUUUAAGGUUUGCUGCACUGAAACUAAAAAUAAUUACGAAUCGACAAACUCAUUCCCCGUCAGACAAAACGGUGGGAACAAAGUCUGAAGGAACUUUCUGUACAGUUCGUGUUCUCGCUGCUUGCGCGGCUGAAGGAACACUUCCUGUGCGAGAACUAAUAGCCGACUCAGACCGGGGUCACGUGUCACUUUCUUCUGAAGUUCACAUAAACGCUUAACAUUUCCAGCAGCAGGAGAACCAUGGGCCGCCUGGAUGGAAAAGUGAUUGUGCUGUCAGCGGCAGCGCAGGGGAUCGGACGUGCUGCAGCAAUAGCAUUUGCGAAAGAAGGAGCUCUCGUCACAGCAACAGACGUCAACGGGGAAUUGCUGAAAGAACUCGACGGGAUUCCAGGGAUAAAGACCAAGGUUGUGGAUGUGACCAAGAAUGACCAAGUGGAAGCUCUGGCCAAGGAGCUUGACCAUGUAGACGUGCUGUUCAAUGUAGCUGGCUUUGUGCACCAUGGCACCAUCUUGGACUGUGAAGAGGCCGACUGGGACUUCACCAUGGAUUUGAAUGUCAAGAGCAUGUACCGGAUGUGCAAGGCUUUCCUGCCUAAGAUGUUGGAAAGGAAAUCAGGAAACAUUAUCAACAUGGCCUCUGUUGUAUCAACCAUUAAAGGUGCUGUCAACCGUUUUGUCUAUGCUACCUCAAAAGCCGCGGUAAUAGGGUUGAGCAAAUCUAUUGCGGUUGAUUUCAUCGAGAAAGGCAUUCGUUGUAAUUGUAUUUGUCCCGGUACGGUCGAUACCCCAUCCUUGAGAGGCAGGAUCCAGGCUCAACCUGACCCAGAGCAGGCAUAUAAGGAUUUCAUGGCAAGACAGAAAAUUGGCAGAAUGUGUACAGCUGAAGAAGUGGCUUACCUGUGUGUUUACCUGGCCUCAGAUGAGUCAGCCUACGUGACAGGAACUGAACACAUCAUUGACGCAGGAUGGAGACUGUGAAAACAUUGUGGCAACAGUGGAGUCACUUGUUUGCAGAUGAAGGAAUUGUAAAUGAAGAGUGCACAGUAUAAUUAUUUUGCUUGUACCAUAACAUGGCAAAUGCUGGUAAUUAGAGAGUUCCCAGACAGGAGAGGUUAUUACUCAUCAAAAAUCAAUAAUUGUAAAAAUAAAUAAAGUGCCUGCUUUAACAAAGCACUUUUUCAUAUAAAAAAUAAAAACUGUGUACAGCAUUGUCAACUCUGAACUCUGAAAGAUUCUCAUUUUUACACUCCCUGUGUUUUCUCUUUUUUUUUCCUGUGUCUUCUCUAUUUCAUUAUUUGCAUCUGUCUGCACUAAUCUCUGCCCACAACCCAGUGUAUGAUUAAUGAUUUGCUGGGUAUGUUAUUAAUUAGAUACUUGACAACAUUAUUAGUCAUGCAGACAUUUUAAAACACAUUACAAGAAAGCCAUUAAAUGAGAAACUCACUUUGUUUUUCUGAGCAAGUCAUGGUCAAUUAAGGUCCACAUGCUGGACCUUCAGGUCCCUUAAAAGCCAUUACAAAAGCACAGUGCUAUAAUGCACAAUGUCAACUAAUUAUAGAUCGUUAACCAGAAGAGGACAAACUUUUAAAAUUUUAAUUCUCCCCUUGGACUAAAGACUAAAUGAUUGACUAACUUUUUUUUUUUUUUUACUCAUUAACACUGCUGCUCAGGAAAAACCACAAAAAGGCCUGGCUGAUCAAUGAUAAAUGAAUUGCAUAAUGCCUGGCAGGAAAACACUUGAUAACAACCUGAAGGUAAAAUGUGCACACAUAUACACACAACUCCAAGUUUGUGUCUCCUUUGGGGCAAUUCAGAGACCAAGGGCACUAUCUGUUAUCUGUUGCCCUUUGGUAUUCAUGUUCAUAAAACAUGAUAAGGUGAAGCACUGUUGGUAUUGGCUUCUUUACUUUUACUACAGUAUACUGAUUCAUCUCAAAAUGUGUUGUGCCUUUAAACUCUGUUGUGUAUGUGUCAAACCUGCUGUUGUCAAGACCAAAUUUCCACUAUGUGGGAUUAAUAAAAUCUAAUUAAAUCUUAUACU
Messenger RNA from Cynoglossus semilaevis (tongue sole), 2115 nucleotides. It is a transcript of the gene bdh2, whose product is annotated as 3-hydroxybutyrate dehydrogenase, type 2. The coding region runs from base 315 to 1052 and encodes 245 amino acids. The transcript has 10 exons. Gene Ontology annotation, molecular function: 3-hydroxybutyrate dehydrogenase activity. Gene Ontology annotation, biological process: siderophore biosynthetic process. Gene Ontology annotation, cellular component: cytoplasm. Lineage: Eukaryota; Metazoa; Chordata; Actinopteri; Pleuronectiformes; Cynoglossidae. The record is from RefSeq and is a predicted model, not a curated record.